Gasterosteus aculeatus aculeatus (three-spined stickleback) is the source of this 2890-nucleotide messenger RNA. It is a transcript of the gene lactbl1b, whose product is annotated as lactamase, beta-like 1b. The record is from RefSeq and is a predicted model, not a curated record. Lineage: Eukaryota; Metazoa; Chordata; Actinopteri; Perciformes; Gasterosteidae.
UAAUUAAGUGUUUUGGGGGACCGUGUGGGGCAUUUAUAACGGGUGGACCCCCGAAAACACUCGAAAUGGAACUACUGGUUAUUCUUUGGUGAGACAAAGCUCCGACGUGUCCGCGGGGGUUCGAGGCAAAGUUCCCCUGUGCUCUGAAAGGACUUGUGCCGCUGCAACAACAGGUGACGAGGACGGCAGAGCAAUUAAAGAUGCUGGCCCGGAUAGAGACAGCGAUCCGGGGAGAAGGAGCGGAGGAGAGGCGAGAGGGUCGACCAAUGAGUAGCACCGCACUUCAACUCCCCUCCCAGGGUGCUGGAGUGAUCCUCCCGGCACCACUGCACCACCUUUAAAAGCCCAUCACGCUCAGCACGCUCCUGCAGGCCCCCCUAAUGGAAGACACAUCGGCAUCUACAGUUCAUUAACACGAGAAGCAAUGAGGUACAUGCCGUCCGAAAGAUGAAAAGUCAGAAUCACGAGCAGCAGAUGCUACGAUGGGAUUUCCCACGUUAGCGCCAUAAGUGGCUCCCCAGUCGGCGACUCUCCCACGCAUGAAGUCGGCGAAGCUGCCGACACUGAGAUCGAUCGCUGUCAACGCGCUGCCAUUCCUUGACCCCCCCUCCCCGGGGGGACGCGAUGGGCCUCCUUGGCUCUGAGUGAGGACCUGCAGACGAGGGACCAGCACUGGUGUGAUGCAGGAGACGGGAGGAGAGUGUGAGAGGAUCUGCAGGUCUUCAUGUCCUCACCUGUCACUUCUCAGUCCCAGGUGCCUCCUGAUCAAAACCAUGGGGAAGGCGGGGAGUAAAGUCCCGCGAGAGGUCCCAGUGGACGGGGUUCAAGCCCAGCCAACUCCCACUGAGGCCGCUCCUGCCGCCGUUAAAUUCGAAGGGCUCACCAAAACCAACAAGAUGAAGGUGAAAUGGACCCAGCUGGGUUUGGUGUUCUUCCUCGCUCUGUCGCUGGUCAUGACGGGAUGCUUCUUCUGGCAAUAUCAGCUGCCGAAACUUUUGCCAGACGAAGGGAUGGGUCGAAAUGCCAAUGCAGAGAUGAUGUGUCCUCGCCACCCGGAGCCGCUGCAGCUGGAGCACCCUAUCCCCGGCCUGAAAGAGGCCCUGGAGAAGGUGGACCUGGUGCUUCGGCAGAGCGUCAAUCCCAUCAGCCUCCCCUCUCUGUCGGCCAUCGUGAUCCUAAACGACACCGUUCUGUGGACCGGCAACUUCGGAAAAAGGAACGGCAGCGACCCCCUCUCGGGACCCCCGAACGAGUACACGAUUUACAGAAUCGCAAGCCUGUCAAAAAUCUUCCCGACCUUGAUGCUGUACAAACUGUGGGAGGACGGAAAGAUCGGCUCCCUGGACGACCCCCUGGAGAAAUAUCUGGAGAACUUCACCAUUAAAAACCCUCUGGGGAAGACGCGAGACUCUGAGCUGAAAUACGUGACGGAUGGCCUGAUAUUUCUGGACAGCGGCGAGGUUCAGGUCCGCUCGUCCUCCGUCACCCUGCGCAGGAUGGCCAGCCAGCUGUCAGGCCUUCCCAGGAGACUCCGCGCUACGAGUCUGCUCUGGAAAGGAAAAACGCAAACGGCUAUCAAUCUGCUGCAAGAUGACGUCCUUGUCGCAGACCCCGGCACAAAAUGUCACUACAGCAACCUGGCCUUCUCGCUGCUGGCCCACGUGAUGGCCGAGCGGGUGGCCGCCGUCGACUACCAGCGGUGGAUCGCAGACAACAUCCUGGACCGCCUGGGGAUGGAGGACACCGGCUUCGACGUCACCCCGGGGCUCCAGGGCCAGAUGGCCGUCGGCGUGUACUCCAACGGAAAGCCGGCCCCGCUCUACGACCUGGGCUGGUACCGGCCCUCGGGUCAGAUGUUCUCCACGGCCGCCGACCUGGCCAAGCUCGCCAUGGUGCUGCUGGGCGCGUACCACCGCAAGAUGCUGGACCCGGACUCGUUGAAGAUCAUGCUGACCCCGCUCUUCAGGUGCGACAAGGACUACUUCGCCAACCGCACGGGCACGCCGUGGGAGGUGAACGAGCUCAUGGGCUACGAGACGGUGCGAAAGGACGGCGAUCUGGACGGCUACUCCGCCACCUUCUCCCUCAUUCCCAGAAUGAAGCUGGGCCUGGUGGUGCUCAUGGCUGGCAGCCGGCCACAGGGCCAGGACUUGGUCGCCAAAGCCUACAACCACAUCAUACCAGCGAUUGAAAAAGCCUUCAGGGAGGGCAAUAAGGUCCUGUCCCCUCCACCAAACCCGGAACCUUACGUAGGCUUUUUCACUUACAGCAACAUCACCUUCUACGAGAUAAAAGUCGGGUCCGACGGAGUUCUCAUCAUGCAACAGUUUGGGCCGCAGAUUGAGGAGCUCAUUCCAGAGAAGUACAGGACAAUAAAACUCAACUACCUGGUUGACCGGGUGUUCAGAGUGGUGUUCGAGAAAGAGUACCCCUGUGUUUUGCGAGUCGGGACGGCCUCGGUGUCCCUGGAAGCCCAAGAUGGCCAACUGUUUAAUUUCUACGCGUUUGACAGGCGCGGUUUGUCCCCCGGCUUUGACACGCCGGGACUGAACACGUACAACGUGGUCAGGAUAGCACGCAAGCCGACCUUCUCCAGCUGAGCCGCAGCCCCGAGCCAACUGGCGGCAGCUUGAAAAUGACCUAGUGAAUAUCGAAAGAACGCGCGAUAAAGUCGGCGUCAUUUAGGCAAUCGAGGAUUGAUUGAGCAUCGUGCUCUUAAUUAACCUUCUGCAGAGAGAGGGACAGUAAUAUUUAAAAUGUCUUGCACAGAAAAUUAUUGACUUUCUCUGCUAAAUGAAGACUGUCCUUCAUUUCGCCUCCCAACAUUCACAUUAUGGUGAUACGGUGCAUGUGAUUUUCCCGGCUUCAAUUAAACCGAUGUUACAUUGUC